Aphidius gifuensis is the source of this 1469-nucleotide messenger RNA. RefSeq lists its product as uncharacterized. Gene Ontology annotation, cellular component: SCF ubiquitin ligase complex. NCBI's taxonomy places the organism in Eukaryota, Metazoa, Arthropoda, Insecta, Hymenoptera, Braconidae. The transcript has 3 exons. The record is from RefSeq and is a predicted model, not a curated record. Gene Ontology annotation, biological process: SCF-dependent proteasomal ubiquitin-dependent protein catabolic process. Bases 156 to 1355 code for a protein of 399 amino acids.
UGGUUCUGUUGAUUAACAAAAAAAAAAAAACAAUGUGAUAAUAUAAACAAUUAUAACAUUCCAUUAUCUGUUUUUCACGAAAAAAUCAAGUUGAAUUAUUAUUACACAAAUUGUUGUUAAAUAAUUAGAUAGAUUGUCAAAUUGAAAUAAAAAUAAUGAAACAAGUAAAAACCAUUGACAUACUUAACCCUGAUUGUCUUGGUAAAAUAUUUUUACACCUUCAACCAGAUGAAAAAAAUAAAGUAAACAAAGUGUGUAAAAAAUGGAGUUUUGCUAAUAAAUUUGCUUGGAAUAAAAUCAAAACAUUGAACUCAUGUGAUAGAAAAUUAUUCCAGUAUUUUGUCAGCAAUGAAAUUAGCCAAUUUGAUGUCAAUGAGAUGUUGAAAAGAUGUGGUGAAUCCUUGGAAGUAUUGACACUGACAAAUAAUUGUGAUUCAACUAUCAUGACAGCUGUCAGUAAACAUUGUGUUAAUCUAAAAAAAUUGGUACUCAUUCUAAAAGAUUAUCAUCCUGAUAAUUUUAAAACUGCUUUCUCAAAAAUGACAAAGCUAGAAUCGAUUGACAUUAAAAAGCUGGAUGACACAUGGUUUAAAAAUAUUGCAUCACAUGAUAAUGUCUUCCAGAGUGUUACCAGCAAUAUCAAAGAAAUUUCUCUCAAUGCUAAUUAUGAUAAAUGGCUAUUUUUCACUGAUAAUUUUACCUCAACGCUUGGAAGAUUUGAUGAGCUUGUAUCAAUUAAGCUAGAAAAAUGUCAUCUAGACAACAACAUGAUGAAUAUUUUAUUACAAAAAAAGUCAAUAAAACAAUUGAGUUUAAUUUCGUGUAAAUUUGAUCCUGAAAAAUUUUACACAAUGAAUUUGAUUAACUUGGAAUAUUUAAAUUUGUCAUUUUCAAUUAACAUCAAUGACAUACUCAUUACAAGUGCAUCAAGAAAUUGUGAAAGAUUAAAAUACUUGAAUUUAAGCAGCUGCAUGUCAUUGUCAAAAAAUGCAUUGUUAAAUAUUCGAAAUUUUGAAAAUAUUGAAGAGUUAUAUAUUAAUAAUUUGGAUAAUAUUGAUGACAAUGUUUUGUAUGAUUUUCGUAGUUUAAAAAUAUUAGAAUGUGAGGGUUGUAAAGAUAUUACAGAUGUUGGAAUAAUGAGAGUUGUAUUACAAAAUUAUAAAAAACUUGAAAGAUUAGGUCUUGGUAAAAGUGGAAUUACUGAUGAGACAAUAAGUUGUGUUAAUGAUGUUACAAAAAGACGUGAUCCAAAAUUUAAUUUGUAUAUAACUGCAAGUGAGGAUGUUGUUAAUAGUUAUUAUAAAGUUAAUGACACUUCAGAGUAUUUAAUUAUUAAAAAAUUAAUUGAUUAUUAAUAUUGUCAAUGACACAAUGUUAUUAAUUUUUUUUUUUUUAUAAAUAAUUAUUGUAAAGUUUGUUAUAAAAACAGGUUACAGAUUGAACAAUUAUAGACUUGAAAGAAAAUAUUU